UUCAUCGGUUCAUUUUUCCACGCUCAGGCAAUCGCCUUGUUUCCUCCCUCGCAUUUUUUCUUUUAUAGAUCUCCCCCAUCGACCGGACUGGAUCUGUUCCUUCCCCGUCACGAUCUCUCUCCUUUCGAUUCCAGAUCACAUCUUCUAUCUCUCUCUCUGCAACUCAUUCGCACUGAAUCUCAGACACUUCGUCUCCUUUGCAUUGCUUCCUCUGAAUAACGAAAGCGAGUUCUGUCUCUGAGAUCAGAAUCUGGUUAGAUUCAUGGUUUCUAGAUUGUAAGCAUGGACGCACUGCCUUCCUCCCAAUCGGGCAGGUUCGCGGUGGUCGACAGUGGCAGUAACAUUAGUGGUAAUUUCGUCGGUGCUGGUACUAAUUCCAACGAAUCGAGCCUCAACGUUCUCGGUCGAACAGGUUCGUCACCGAUCAAGUCCAUCUCCGAAGAAUAUGCUUCUUCUUCUGUUUCUUCUUCUUCUUAUGGCCAGAGCUUAGCUUCGAUUCUAAACAAUCCACAUGUCGGAAAGUCUGGUGUUUAUGCAUCUGAAGCUUCAUGGGUGGGUUGGUUCUCUUCUGCCUCCUCCGUCGGCCCUCCGGAAUUGACCCCCUUGACUCUGAACAAGGCGAUUUCGUUCACGGAGGUGAACCGAUCCGAUUUCCAACCUUAUCUAUCUUCGAUUUCGGAGUCUUAUGGGAGAUUCGAGGACGUCAGGCAUCACAGCAGCAGAGAAAACAAUGAUUUGGUUGAGACCAGUUCGGUUUCAUCGUCUAGUGGGGGUGCCGGAGGAGAGGUCAGUCGAGGUCAGGGUGAAGCACUUGUUGCUUGUUUGAGAGAAGUUCCAUCUUUGUAUUUCAAGGAGGAUUUUGCAUUGGAAGAGGGGGCGACAUUCAGAGCGGCAUGCCCAUUCUCCACUAUUUCUGAGAAUUUGGUGUUGCAGGAGAAGCUUUCGCAGUACUUGGAUGUGGUGGAGCUCCACUUAGUGAAGGAGAUAUCCUUGAGGUCUGAUUCAUUCUUCGAAGCUCAGGGGCAACUACAAGACUUAAAUGUCAAGAUCGUUGAGGCGUGCGGUCGGAUCAGGGAACUGAAGGAGACCAUCAGGCUCUUGGAUUCAGAUUUGGUCGACUCGGCCAGGCAGAUUCAGGAUUUGAGUGUUACCAGGAGCAAUUUGUUGGCUCUCCAACAAAAACUGAGGCUUAUAUUAUACGUUAAUCAAGCGCUUUCUGAUCUGAAACUGCUUGUUGCAGCGGCAGAUUGUGCUGGAGCUUUGGAUGUCACGGAUGACUUGCAACAUUUACUGGAUAGUGAUGAGCUUACUGGUCUACACUGCUUUCGUCACCUUCGGGAUCAGCUGGCAACAUCCAUAGAGUCCAUAAACAGCAUUCUUUCAGCAGAGUUCAUGCGUGCAUCUGUACAUGAUGCAAAAGAUGUGGAUUUGGUAAUUUUAUCAAAGGUGAAAGAAAGAGUUGUCAAUUUCAAUAAUGGGAAAGAUGAUGAAGUUAAUCUGGAUGAUGAAGAAACCAAUAACUUACGAGAUCGUCUUCUCCCCCUUAUUAUUGGAUUACUAAGAACGGCAAAACUCCCUUCUGUGUUGAGGAUAUAUCGUGAUACACUGAUUGCUGAUAUGAAAUCUGCUAUUAAGACAACAGUUGCAGAGUUACUUCCCAUUCUGGUUGCCCGACCUCAGGAAUCUGAUUUGAUGACAGGGGAAAGAGCAAUUGAAGGGGAUGGUGGGGGCUCAACACUUGCAAGCAAGUUGCGAAACCUUUCACCCGAAAGCUUUGUUCAACUUUUGGAUGCUAUUUUCAAGGUUGUAAAGGCACAUUUAGUGCGGGCUGCUGAAGUUAAAAAGGCUAUUGAGUGGAUCAUGGGCAGCCUGGAUGGAUGCUAUGCUGCUGACUCUGUUGCUGCAGCAAUAACACGGGGUGCAGCAGCUGCAGAAAAAUCUCAAGAGAGUGAUAGUCAACUUAAUUCAUAUCAGCCAUAUUCUCUUCAGAAGGAUGCUACCAAGGUUUCUUCCUUUCAGGGAAAGGCAAAUGAUGUUUCAAGUCAAUCAAAUAUGUCAAAAAAUUUCAGAGCCGAUGUUUUGCGAGAGAAUACUGAAGCUGUAUUUGCAGCUUGUGAUGCUGCUCAUGGAAGAUGGGCUAAGCUCCUUGGUGUUCGAGCUCUUCUUCAUCCUAGGUUAAGAGUGCAGGAGUUCUUAAGCAUAUAUACUAUCACCCAAGAUUUCAUAACUGCUACUGAGAAGAUUGGUGGAAGGUUGGGCUAUAGCAUCCGUGGAACACUACAAUCACAGUCAAAAGCUUUUGUGGAGUUUCAACAUGAUUCUCGGAUGGCAAAGAUCAAGGCAAUUCUUGACCAAGAGUCAUGGGGUCCAGUAGAUAUCCCUGAUGAAUUUCAAGCAAUCAUUGACUCAAUUCUUUAUUCUGAAUCUCUAAUGAAUGGAAACCAGGCCGAUGUUCCUGGAAAUAUAGAAAUAAGUGCUGAAGGGGUCUCAAGAAAUGAUGGUUCAAUCGUGUUAGAUACUGGAAUAUCUUCUUCUGAACAGAAUACUGAACAGAGUAGUUCCAUUAAAACUUCAUCAAAUGACACCAUAGAAGUCAAAACCAAGGCUGCAGAAAACCAAGAAGGAACUCAAACUUCUGUUCGUUCAUCUCAGAAUGAUGAUAAUAAUACAAAGGAGCAUGUAAAAUCCACUUGUCAGACUCUUGUGUAUAAAGGUGUUGGUUAUCACAUGGUAAACUGUGGUUUAAUUUUGCUGAAGCUGUUGUCAGAGUACAUUGAUAUGAAUAAUCUUUUGCCAGCAUUGUCACCUGAAAUCGUGCAUCGUGUUGUGGAAAUUUUAAAAUUUUUUAACACAAGAACCUGUCAACUUGUUCUUGGAGCUGGCGCCAUGCAGGUUGCUGGUUUGAAGUCCAUAACUUCUAAGCACUUGGCUCUAGCAAGUCAGGUUAUUAGUUUCAUUUAUGCCUUUAUUCCAGAAAUCAGAAUAGUUCUUUUCCUGAAAGUACCCAAGUCACGUAAGGAUCUGUUGCUUUCUGAGAUUGAUCGAGUGGCUCAGGAUUACAAGAUUCACCGAGAUGAAAUACACACAAAGCUGGUACAGAUAAUGAGAGAAAGGUUAAUGGUACAUAUUCGUGGGUUGCCACAAAUUGUUGAGAGCUGGAAUAGACCAGAUGACAGUGAUUUACAGCCUAGUAACUUUGCUCGAUCCCUUACCAAGGAAGUUGGCUACCUUCAACGUGUCUUAUCUCGAACUUUACAUGAAUUAGAUGUUAAAGCUAUUUUCAGGCAAGUUGUUCAAAUCUUCCAUUUACAAAUUUCCGAAGCAUUUUCACAUUUGGAGGUUAGCACACCCCAAGCAAAGCAAAGAUUGUAUCGUGACGUACAACACAUACUUGGAUGCAUUCACUCUUUGCCUUCCGAUACGUCAAGUCAAGAUGGUGUGCCAAACUUUGGGAAACUUGAUGAAUUCUUGGUGCAAAGAUUUGGGACUGAAGCCCCUCAAUGAAUGCCUAUGUAAAGUAGCAAACAAUCCAUCUGUUUGAAGACUAACGUAAGUUGAAGGGAACAUUUUCAGCACAUCCAAUCAUUGGAGAUUUUCAAUGAUUCACUUGCCUUGUACAACCGAACCAAGGUGUUUGUUCUUCUCCUAACAAUGGAUAGACGAAGGAUUUGUCCCAUAUAAUCAUAUCGAAAUCCAGGAGUAAAUGAGUAAUACUGGGCCUUCCCUGGAAUUUUGUGGUGUCGCUGGGAUGUUUUCAUGUUAACCUAGCCAUACACGAUUUAUGAUAAUUGGACCUCAAGAUCUCAUUUUGUUUGCUUCUUCAAAUUUUAGCUCUAGUUUGAAAUAGAGUGGUCAUGUAGAUCGAGUUGAAUACAUAUUCUAUUUCACUUUUUUUCCCUCUCCUACUUUCUUUGUGGUCCCAACCCUCAAUAUAUCGUUGACAGUAAUUGUAUCAUGAGCAAUUAGUUUGAUGAAAGUUUGUCGUUUCCAAAUUGGAAGUAUGGUUUACCAGUACCAAACCA
Molecule: messenger RNA, 4022 nt
Organism: Nelumbo nucifera (sacred lotus)
Lineage: Eukaryota; Viridiplantae; Streptophyta; Magnoliopsida; Proteales; Nelumbonaceae
Gene: VPS54
Product: VPS54
Biological process (GO): retrograde transport, endosome to Golgi; Golgi to vacuole transport
Cellular component (GO): GARP complex
Molecular function (GO): syntaxin binding
Source: RefSeq, a predicted model, not a curated record